AUAAGGUGGAGAGGCAGAGCCCGCGGUCAGUUCUGGACGUUAACAUCCUCCGCGCGCGCGCCCCGCCCGCCAGAUUUGAUAUUCUACACUGAAGUCAUCAUGAAUUUUUUCCAACUCCUCAUGAAAAAGAAGGAACUUAUUCCUUUGGUGGCGAUCACGACCGUUGCAGCCGGCGGAGCCUCAUCCUUUGCUAUAUACGCCCUUGGAAAAACCGAUGUGGUCAUUGAUCGAAAAAGAAAUCCAGAACCUUGGGAAUCUGUGGAUCCUAGUAUACCUCAAAAGCUUAUAACAAUCAACCAAGAAUGGAGGCCCAUUGAAGAAUUGCAGAAGGUCCGAAGGGCAACCAAAUGACCAGUCAUCACUUCUUUCUUCCAAAGAGUACUCUAUGAAUCUAGUGGAAACACUUCUGCACAAACUAAAUUAUGGAUACCAGUGUGCGGAAAUGCUUCUGCUGCAUUUUUAGAGUUUGCCUACAUUUUUGGACUCUGCAUAAGGAAUUAAAGGCAGUGCAACAAUAACCAUCUAGUCCCAGACUAAGUUUCUAUAUUUAGUUUCUUGUUGUAAAUUUGAAUGUUGCAUGUUGAAAUUUUUCUGUUUAUGACAUCUGAAUGUUUUCCUUGAAAUGUGUAAAGAUUUGUACAUUAAGUUGUGAUCUUAAUAAAGUACCAUUUGUGCAAUA
Molecule: messenger RNA, 679 nt
Organism: Choloepus didactylus (southern two-toed sloth)
Lineage: Eukaryota; Metazoa; Chordata; Mammalia; Pilosa; Megalonychidae
Gene: COXFA4L3
Product: chromosome 4 C15orf48 homolog
Exons: 5
Coding region: 100-351 (83 amino acids)
Source: RefSeq, a predicted model, not a curated record